AUGUGGUAUUUAUUUCUUAUUCUCGUCAUUUCCUCGACACUGGGGAUUCCUGUCAAUAACGAUGAUACUGGAAAAAGAGGUAAAAGUAGACUGUUGACACACAUUCUUUUUCUUUUUAUUUUUAAUGAAACUUUCAAAGCCUUGAUCGUACCAAGGCUUUUUGAAAAUUUUCGGAGUAAAAAUGCUUUUAAAAGGGGGACUGAUUAGUCGAGCCUGUCACCUUCGAUAAUCCAGCACGCUUGAACUUACUUAAGGGUAAAGCCCCCUCCAGCAUAUAUACACUAUAGCUCUUGGUUUCAAGACGUUUUGAAUAUCUUAGCUUUCAUCACAACGAGAACGCGACAGGCGAAGUAAAAUCACUUUUACUAAGGCUGAUGUAUGUGUCAAUGAAGGGAGAUUUUGGAAAAUGACUUUAAACCAAGCUUUGGGUUGAAUAGCAUCGCUGCUUUGCAGUAUGAUUUUGGGUGAAUAAAGGUCGUCAGGCCCUGAAAGGUUAACUUUUCCUCGGUCCUGAUUGUGCAAGUCUAAGCAGUUUGGUCGAACAGGUGAAGCAAAAGCCCGCCGUUCAGCGUUUUCUUACUGGUAAGUAACAGUCUCGACCAUUUGAUUUAUCAGUGAUCGAAAGUCAUGUUCCAUGCCUUAGUAGGUCUAGUUAGAAUUAGUUAAAAGUUUCCUCGGCGCAUUAAAUAGUAGUUUUUCUAAUCAUGAACGAUCUUUCAUGAUAAAGACCAUUCCAAGUGACACUAAAACGGUACUGAUAUAUGCACUACGUUACGUGCCCGGGAAAUUGUACAAUCUGCUUGGCUGUUCUUUGAUUGGUUACAGGGUAUCGAAAAUUUGAAGGUGAUAUGAUGUUAACAGAAGCCCAGAUUCGAGCAGCGGAGAAUGGAUUAGACCCAACAGAUCUGGCGGGAGCUAGAGGAUUGACACGUUUAGGAAUGUGGCCCGGUGGAACUUGCCCUUACACCAUUCAUUCAAGCGCAAGUAUGAAAUUAGCGUAGAAAAGUGCAAUAUAUUUGGCACUUUUCCAAGAGAGGGAAGGGGCGCUGAAGUGUAUUGUUCAUACCUAAUUGUUUUGAGUAAAUAACCUACUCUGGGCCGGAAAAACCUAGGGGAACUCUUUUUAAAGUCUUAGGGGUCCUCUUUCAGGCUUCAGGUAUAUCAAAGGGUAUGGGGAAAUCUGUUAUUUUUGUAUUUAAAAGUUACUAAAAUACGCACCAUAUUCGCCCCUGUUUUAGGAGCUUAGAAAGCAUCAUUUUUCAAGGGUAGGUUAACCAAAAAGGUACCUUUUCUGUCACAAAAUGCAUGUUUCUAAAAGAGUAAGGGGUUGGAUCUCUGGCUGGAGCCUCCUCGUAUAACGCUUUGACGAGUAUACCCGCGGGGUAAAAACUUUGGAAAAUUAUGUUCUCGUCACGAAUCAGACAUGGUCGAUAAAUGAUCCUUAAGCUUUCUGACCUUUUGUAAUUGGCUUGACUUUGUACUUGGUAUUUUUCUCUUUUGGUACUGUAUCGUCAAACGACACCCCUGUUAUCACAAUACUUUCAAGAUAAGGUAUCCAAAGACCACCUCCUCAGUAUAAUUUCGACACAAUAAAACCAUCAAACCUGAAAGGUUUUUUCUGUUAUAAGAGGCCACCGUGGGCACUUAGUCUUUCACUCCAUUUAAUAACUUGAAACUGAAACUGAAAUUAUAUAUUCUAAGGAGGGAUGCAUGUUAGUCAUCAAUACAUUAAACGAGACUGAUUUCUUUACCAUGUGAAAUUGCUUUUUGCAGAAAACAAGUUUUUGAAUGCACUUGGAAUUAAGGGGCCGACCGAAAGAGCAAUAUAUAGUGCCAUGAAAGAGUGGGAGGAAAAAAACCUGCAUCAGAUUUGUGCCCAGGACUACUCAAAAAAAUUACGUGGAGUUUUUCUCGGGUGA
Messenger RNA from Porites evermanni, 1919 nucleotides. The record is from the annotation of a GenBank genome assembly. NCBI's taxonomy places the organism in Eukaryota, Metazoa, Cnidaria, Anthozoa, Scleractinia, Poritidae.